This is a messenger RNA of Penicillium lagena, 876 nucleotides long. RefSeq names its product transcription factor TFIIE subunit TFA2. The transcript has a single exon. Gene Ontology annotation, biological process: transcription initiation at RNA polymerase II promoter. The record is from RefSeq and is a predicted model, not a curated record. The coding region runs from base 1 to 876 and encodes 291 amino acids. Gene Ontology annotation, cellular component: transcription factor TFIIE complex. Lineage: Eukaryota; Fungi; Ascomycota; Eurotiomycetes; Eurotiales; Aspergillaceae.
AUGUCCUACCUACAGAACCAGCUCAAGAGCUUCAACGCCAGCGUGAUGGAGUCGGCGAACCGCAUGCCGCAACAGCGGCGCGUUGUCAACAACGCUUCGGCCAGCAGCUCGCAAGUCCCUUCGUCUGCGCCGACUCCUUCAUCCUCCGGCGAAGCCAAGAAGAAGCGCCACGAUGUCGACAUAGUUUACUCGCAGCCCGCCAACACCGGCACGGGCAAGGACAUCAUGACGCAGGUCCUUUUUGCGAUCGAGCACAUGAAAACCAAGGGCGUGCCGCUCAAGUUCGACAAUAUCGUCUCGUAUCUCUCCCUGCAGCACCGCGAAAAUGACCCGGGCUACAUCCAUGCCCUCCGGAGCAUUCUACAAAUGCACGAGAAGGUCGAUUUCGAUCCGAGCGGCGCAAAUGGUGAGGGGACCUUCAGCUUCCGUCCCCCGCACAACAUUCGCACUCCCGAGCAACUGCUGCAGCAUCUGCAGGCACAGACGACCGCGGCGGGGAUGAGUGUCCGUGAUCUGCGAGAGGGGUGGCCGAAUGUCGAGGAAGCGAUCAACCAGAUGGAGAAGGAAGGGAAGCUGCUCGUGACCCGGAACAAGAAGGAUGACCAUGCCAAGAUGGUGUGGGCGAACGAUCCCUCGCUGAUGGAGCACUUCGAUGACGAAUUCAAGCAGAUCUGGGACAAGAUCAAGAUCCCGAGUGCGCAGGAUGUCAAGGAGGAGCUGGAGAAGGCCGGUAUCACGCCUACCAACAAGAACAAGGUGGUGAAGGCGCGGCCCAAGGUGGAGCAGAAGAAGACCAAGAAGCCCCGGCGCAGCGGCAAGACCACCAACACGCACAUGAUGGGUAUUCUUCGGGACUACUCUCAUCUGAAGCGGUGA